GUUGGAAGCGAGCUGUCGGUCGCUGAGGAAACGCUCGUUGCGGCCCUGAAACAAGACAAGAACGGACGAACGUAAUUCAACGGCCAAGGCAGUGCAAAAGGCCCAGCCAUGUCUCGAUGGUUCACAACGUGCACUCUAUUGGUGGUUGGUGGCGGCAUCGGCGCCUUAUUAGGCUACGGAAUGUAUGCUUUUUUUGAGUUCAGGCAGCAGCAAGCGAGAAAACCACACAUCAUUUUCAUACUCGCCGAUGACCUGGGUUGGGCGGACGUCAGCUUCCACGGAUCUCCCCAGAUCCCGACACCCAAUCUAGACGCGCUGGCGGCUGACGGAGUUGUGCUCAACAACUACUACGUGCACCCCGCCUGCACUGCCUCCCGCGGUGCAUUCAUGACCGGUCUCUACUCGAUACGAUACGGUCUGCAGAACACACCUAUUCAGCCUGGCCAACCAUACGGGCUCGACCUCAAGUACACUCUCCUUCCUCAGCAUUUGAAGAGGCUCGGCUACGAGACUCACCUCAUCGGAAAGUGGCACCUGGGCAGUUACCGCUACGAGUACACGCCUACCCGGAGAGGAUUCGACUCUUUCUACGGAUUUUACUACGGGCACGAAGACUACUACACCCACAUGCUACAUCACACACAGGACGGAAAACAAGUCUCGGGUCUCGACCUAUGGAACGGCACGGAUCCCGCACAUGACGCCAUGGGCGUCUACGGCACCGAACUGUUCACCAAUAAAGCAGUGCGCCUCAUCGAGAAUUUGGACAAGUCAAAGCCUCAGUUUCUGUAUCUGAGCCACCAGGCGCCCCAUUCUGGAAACUAUGAUGAGCCACUUCAGGCGCAGAAAAAUAACAUGGACAAGUUUCCUUACAUCGGGGAGAAUAAUCGGACUAUCUACGCCGGGAUGGUUGACUCGCUCGACGAGUCUGUCGGGAGCGUGGUGCGAGCGCUGGGCGAAGCCGGCAUGCUGCAGGACAGCGUGAUCGUCUUCAGCGCUGACAACGGCGGCGUUCCCUGGGGUUACAUGGCCUCGCGUGGCAUCAACUGGCCGCUACGCGGCGCCAAGUCUUCUCCUUGGGAAGGCGCAUCCAGGGCGGCCGCUUUUGUGUGGUCGCCGCUGCUGGACAAAAGUCGCCGCGUCUCCGACCAACUCAUGCACAUUACCGACUGGCUGCCCACAUUCUACGCUCUUGCCGGUGGCUCUACGAGCGACUUAGAACCACUGGAUGGCCACGACAUGUGGGCAACGUUGUCUCGAGACGAGCCUUCUCAGCGUUUCAACAUCGUCUACAAUAUCGACCCUUUGUGGGACUACGCAGCCAUACGAAGCAACAACUUCAAGAUUGUCGUAGGUUCCCACGCUGGCGGUAGAUUCGACCAACGAUUCCCUAUUCCAGGAGGACAGAGGCCAUCACAGACUGACCUAGAUGGGCUUAUGGAAGAAGUAUCACCGCGCAGGCUGGAGGGCCAACACCUCGUUGAGUUGCCCCGAAGAACAGUGCGGAGACCAGUCACAUUUCCAGUCAGCUGACUAACGUGUUCCUCUUCGACUUGGACAAGGACCCCUGCGAAUGCAACAACCUGGCCUCCACACACAAACAGGUACUAGAUUCAAUGAACAGUGUCCUAGAAGAAUACAGAGCGCAGACUGUUCCUCCUAUAAAGCCUGCAGUGGACCCAGCAUCGUUUCCCGAAAAUCACGACGGAACAUGGGCUCCCUGGGUCGACUGAAUGGCACCGACGCAUGUGCACCGUCGCAUGUUGGGUAGCGAUGCCUUCAAUGUUGGGUAGCGAUGCCUUCAACCGGAUCACAAGCACAGGGUAGAGAAGGGCAGCACGUUUGUAUUUCUUUGCUAGUAGAAGAUAUGUGUCCGAGAGGGAAAAGCAAAUGACAACUUGGGGGCUCACCACACUGAAGUACAACGAGCUUAAGCCAAUGGCAAAAUAAACAAGUAGGGGAAAUUUCCCAAGCACGGUAACACAAAAAGCCAAUUUUCAGAAUAGAUAUUUAGGGGCUAACAAAGCAAGACAACAAUAUGUAAACCUUAAACAUUUGGCCAAUUAAAUGUAAAACACCAAGUUAUAAAUAAUUACCAUUUAUGUGCCCCAGAUAGUUAUCAAAGUUUAUAAGUAUUAAAGAGAUACUGGCACAAAAUUUUGCGUGCGAGAUAGCUGAAGAUCGAUUUUUGCAAACAUAUGUACACCAUCUGCAAAAUAUAAACAGAAAAUAUGGCGUGGAA
Rhipicephalus microplus (southern cattle tick) is the source of this 2242-nucleotide messenger RNA. RefSeq names its product arylsulfatase B. NCBI's taxonomy places the organism in Eukaryota, Metazoa, Arthropoda, Arachnida, Ixodida, Ixodidae. Gene Ontology annotation, molecular function: sulfuric ester hydrolase activity. The record is from RefSeq and is a predicted model, not a curated record.